AUGGAGCCCUGUCAGCCAUCGCCUGUGCGAACCUCUGAUAUUUCACAAAGAGUUCUGCAAACACUCAAGGACUAUGGUAUUUUAGAAGAGAACCUUGCCUGCUUAGCUGAGGAUGCAGACUUCUUACAGUUCUGCUCAGACUGGGAGGACUUUUUAAGGCAUUCGAACGAUGGGCUCUUGGUGUUUGAUCAAAAGCAUGCCAUUUUUGGUUUGGAAAGGAAUAUAAAGGGGUUUAGACAAUGGCCUAUUCCGAUGAAGGUUUGUUUAUGAAGAAUUGUCGAGAAAAAUAUCGAAUCCAAUGCUAGAAAGCUUCAAAUAUAAACUUGAUUAGGAACAAGGAAACGAAUUACUACGGAGAGUUUGAUAUGGCAGAAGAUUAUGACGAUUUCUUCUUGAGUACCUCUAAUCCUAAGACCCUGAGUAUUCUCAAGACAGCAAAACUUGAUGCUGUCAAUGCUAAUCAUGUUAGUUAUGAAUUAGAAGGAGGCAAAAGAGAGGUUUUAAGAAAAUAUUUCAGAACCUCAUUUCCAAAGCAAACUCAAUGUUUGAGAUUUAUCAACAUAGAUGGGUUUGGGAGAAUAUAAAUAAAGUGCGAAUUGGCCUUUAUUUGAAUAGUUUGAGCAAAAUGUUAUAUAAAGUUACAAAAAGUGUACACUUGGGAGCAUUCUUCAUCAACCGAAACAAUUCAAAAGAGUGUUUAGCAUUUUCAAAAAUGUAAAGGAAAUUAGAUUAUGGAAAUGCAAGUUCGACUUCUCUGUUGUUCCUGAUAUGUCCAAAGCACUUGAGGAAUGUAAAAUUGAGAAGAUAUGUUUAAGCUUGGAUUUUAACGAUAAAGAAAAUGAAAAAUGCGAGAAGGUGAAGAUCUAUAAGAAUCUCAUUAAAACUCUAGCCCAAUCUGAAGACCUCAGAAAAAGCCUACAAACUUUUAGAAUCUUUCAUGCAAAACUCUCAGAAGAUGCUUUAAUUGAAAUAUUCGAUAAUUACAAACUUGGGCAUGUAUUAUCUCUCUAAAGAAAUUUCCAAAAAUAGCCUC
Moneuplotes crassus is the source of this 1033-nucleotide messenger RNA. Lineage: Eukaryota; Ciliophora; Spirotrichea; Euplotida; Euplotidae. The record is from the annotation of a GenBank genome assembly.